This is a messenger RNA of Pipistrellus kuhlii (Kuhl's pipistrelle), 5122 nucleotides long. RefSeq names its product KIAA0753 ortholog. Gene Ontology annotation, cellular component: centriolar satellite. Bases 896 to 3781 code for a protein of 961 amino acids. The record is from RefSeq and is a predicted model, not a curated record. Gene Ontology annotation, biological process: centriole replication; protein localization to centrosome. Lineage: Eukaryota; Metazoa; Chordata; Mammalia; Chiroptera; Vespertilionidae. The transcript is spliced from 19 exons.
GGAGAUUUGUCCUGGGUUGUGGAUGAAGUUACAGGAUGUAGAGGUGUCUCAGGAUGGGGGAGGGAGGAGAUACUGUGUGGAGAAGUCCCACAGUAUGUGGGGUAACAAAUUGGGAGAUUUCCUGGAGCAAUUGGAAAGGGACAGAUUGCAAGGAGAAAGGGGUCCCAGGACUUUGUACAGGGGAACAGUGUGUGCAUGUGUGUGUGUGUGUGUGUGUGUGUGUGUGUGAUCACUCGAGGUAUCGGGGAACUGUGGGCAUCACCUAGCUUUUUCCUGGUAGAGAAAGGAUUAUUAGGCCUGAUGCAUCUCGGGGGAAGGUGUAGACCACAUAAAAGUUGCAGUCACCCUGGCCCCAAUUCUCAGACUCCUUCAUUGUGUGGCUCCAGCCCCUGAACUGUGGUGAUACCAAGCCAGUUGGGAUUCCUCGUCCAUGUACCUCCUCCCAUCUUCGUUUUGUAUCUUGUCUCUACAGCCUUAGAAAUAAGGAAUCUUGGACAGCUGCCUUUAUGUUCCUUCACAUGUAUCUGUCUUUAAGCAAGUCCAGUCUACAAAUGUUGGGUUUAUUCAGAAGCUUAAAUUAGGGAUUUUUUUUUUUUUUUAACCUGCAUUUCCUAGUUGAUUUACUAUGGGAUUCUUUGAGAGAACAAAUUCUCCAUUUAACACUAGUCUGUUUAUGGAAAAUCAGCUUAAUUCAACUAAUGUUGAGUUAAAUUGUCUACUAUGCUCAAAGCACUUAUUGUGGGAAAUAUCAGAGAAGAGCAAGACAAGGCCCUUACCCUCAAGAAACCUUGUCUAGCUGGGAAGAUGAGACAUAAACCUGUGAAAUAGGCAACGUUUUUGGGGAAGAACUGUUGGCUGAUAACUAGGCUUUCACUAUUGUUCUGCGCUCUCUGACAUGAUGGGACCAGGCAGACCAGCUUCAACUUGUGUUAAUCACGCGUCUAGUGUCCAACUAGAUGGGAGGAGUGACCCCUGGAGACCUCAGACCCAGAACCAGCUGCAAUUUAAUACGAAUGUUCCUACACAGUCAAGCAACUUAGCAAUCCGGUAUUCUUACCCACAUGCAAUUAAAAUAGAAAAACUGAAGCACUCCCACACUGAGUCAGACCACUAUAAAGAUUUGGAUUUUGGAGAUGGUCCUGAUCUAAGCAGGUCUGUUUCAUUUUCUGUCGUAUCAGAAGAGAGACUUAGCUAUGCUGUCCACCUUGCCAAAAGAGAUAUUAAACGAAGACACUUUGAAGAACAUGUAAAAAAAUACCAUCUCACAAGUCAAUCCCAAAUCUCUCAGAAAUGUGGAUGCACCAAGCAUACGAAAUCUGACCUUGGGGUGGAAAGGAAGGAAAUGAAAGAAGCUUUUCAUUGCCGCCACCAGCCACCCAAAGUAGAAAUUUCCAGCUCAGGUGCCAAGGUAUACGUAUACACAUCUCAUGCAGGACAGUCAGAUUUGACCAUGCCAAAUUCGCCACCCACCCAUGACCCAGGACUGCGGCCUCAUGGCAGGACAGGUGACCACAAAAGCCUAUGCGAACACAGAAGCCUGCUAGAAGUUCAGCGACUCCAGAAAAUAUUGAACAAUUGUAUCCAUAAAAUCGAAGAAGUAACAAAAGAUAAAAUGGAAGAAGCUUUGGAUCCAGAUGAAGAACGGCGAAUCCGGGUCAGGAGGCAGGAGCAGGCUGUUCGCUCUGCCCGGACGCUCUACGUCCUCCAGCAGCAGGUUAGAGAAAUCCAGGAAGAAUUGGAUAAAUUGAGUCCACAUAAUACUAAACACACUAAGAAGUCAUGGGCAAUGUCCAGGCUGGCAUCUGCCUAUCGAGGAGCCAUUCGAGCCUUACAGAUGUUUGUCACUCAGUUUACGGACCGAGGGGAGCACCCAGUUCCUGCUCAGUACAGGGAACUGGGCAGUCUUAUCCGCCAGCUCUCACUCUGUUCUGCCAAGAUGGAUGCUGAUUCUUCCGUUUCUGAUGUGGUGAUAGAUAUCCUGCAACAAAUUGAGGCUUUGGAAUCCCUCUUGGAAAAGAAACUGUCACCACAAAAGGUGAAGAAAAAUAUUACUGAAAUUAGCAGCAGAUUUCCUGUUGAUAGUCCAUGGCCCUUGGAGAGAUGGCAGAGUGCAUUGCCAAAGAGCGAGAGGAGACCCUGUGUAACGAAGAAGAUACUUCCAAAGGAAACAAGACAACCUUCAGUGGCAAAGAAGGUUCUUGCUGAUAAAUAUCCACCUGAUGAAGAGCUUCUGAGGACCCCGGGGUUGGAGAAGGAUUUUGAUGCAUUAGUUGGGGAUCUCCUUCCAGAGGAAGCUCUCACUGUUCCAGACCAAAAUGCAAGCUUCAAAGAAGAACCAUUAGCCCCGGCAAAAACCAAAGGAGAGGGGAAGAGGCCUGUGACUGACAUUGUGAAGAAAGAGGCUCUGGCACCAGCAAGAUCCCAGCAAGGACUUCACAAAGCUGAAAAAAGUAGACCAACCCAAUAUCAGGGCAAAAGCAGGCUGCAUCAAACAACAGUUUCAUCCAGAUUAAAAAUAAACCAACAGCCUGUGAAAGACAGUAGGGCUCCUUGGAUACCUCCAAACCCCACGUCCCCACAAGCAUCUCCUAAAUGUGCUGCAUGGCUGAAGGUGAGACCCAGCCCCAAAGAUGCCACGAAAGAGCAGUCUGUCGAGCAAGAAAGCGCUCCAGAGGAAAGUCAGUUGGGAGGAGCUGUUGAGCACGAAGCAGUUAGACUCGCUUGGCUUGAUGCAGAAACUUCCAAAAGAUUGAAGGAACUCGGAGAAUUAAAAGCUGAGGAAAUGGACAAAAUGCAAAAUCAGAGAUGUUUGAUGCAGGACCAGCAGUGUUGCAUCUACCUAGAAGUUGUUAGAAAAGCAGAAUCUCAAGCCUCAGUCAGACCAACCGAAUCAGAUGUUUCUGCUACCCAGUUAGCAGACAAGGUAGAGAAGACAGUCCUGGAGCGUUUGAAGCCUCUGCUGGCACAGGCUCAGAGAGUCAAUUCUUCUGUGGGAGUACAUACUCAUUCGAAGGAUGGACCAUCGGUAAACACAGGGACAGCCCAGCCUACAGAGGAGGCUACUGCUCUGGAUUGUAAAUCCAACAGCAGUCCUCAGCUGGACGAUAUUUUGGAAGAUACCACUCGUGAGCCCCGAGCUAUGACUCCUUCUAAGAUAUUGGAGCCUGACGCUUUAGCCACCUCGGGGGACAGCCUGUAUCUGGAGAACAUGCUGCUCCGAAUGGAGGAAAUGGAAAAAUACCAGGAGACAGUUCGCCAAAGAUAUAAUAAAAUUGUAUAUACAGAUCCUCAACUUUGGAUGCAGGAAGAAAAAAAUGACCAAAAACGCGCAGCAGUAGGUGAAGGACCCCUUUCUCCUCACCCAAUCAGGAUCACAAAGACAGUAGCCAGCAAGGACCCAGACGUGCACAUCGUGUUGGAAAGGCCCUGGAAUGACAAUUCCCUGGAUGACAGUGGGGGACCAGAGGAGAAAUCGGAGGAAAGAGAGGCUCCCCUCCUCUUUCCUUCGGAAGAUUCUGAGCAGAGAAAGGAUCGGACUGCCCUCCUGGUCCCCCCCGGGAUGCGACGCAGCAUCGGAGACUACUGCAGCCGCUACGACCAGUACCUCCGGAUGGUCUCCCAUGAGGCCGUGGGCUCCUUCAAUCCGUGGCUCAUUGCUGAAAGCUUUUCAGAGGAGUUGGUGGACGAGGCGCUGGGGUCCGUGACUGCUGAACUUGGGGACUUGUGUGAAGGUUACGCAGAAGCUGUGUUCACCUCGGAAUUCCUAGAGGCUGCCACCUGAAGGCUCCGCGGGAGCGGCGGCACCCCCUUCGCUUAGGCCACGGCCGGUCUUUCUCCAGGCUGUCCAUCCAGGCCAGGCGCUGCCCAGUGAGAGGAGGGACGCGCCAGUGAGGUCAUCGCCAUGGCAAUGGUUCUGGUAGUUCAUGGUGGAAUGUGUUAACAUUGUUUAGUACCCAGGAAUCGGGAAUUGAUUAUGACAAUAUAUUUUCUGAAUGUAUAAUUUUCCUGUUGCUGUAUUCCCCCACUGGCUCAGGUUGGUGAUGAGAAUGUUUUGAAAAGUAACAGAUCGGUAUAUUUCAUACAGGGAUUCAAGUUGCUUUAGAUCCCACAGGUGGAUCAAUGCCCACAAAAGUGCAAUUACCGUUCGGUCCCCUCACCUGGCUCACGUUUUCAUGCCAAGCAAUUUCCCAACCAACAAGGCACCUGUCCCCAUCGGGUCACACACUCUAGGCGAGCCGGGUCAGGUUCACUGCCAGACCUCUGCCCUGUGCAGCUCAGUGAGAACAGGAGCCACCAGUUGUCAGUCACAGCAGCCAACACAUUUCUCAAUGUGCAGUUCCUAGCUGCUUCUCACAUGUUGAGUCUUGUCACCAGUUGACAUAUUCUGACACACACAGCUUUCUCUGAAUUCAGAGGAAAUCGGUGUACAUCCGAGUGCCCGGUCAGAGGUGCAGAACUCACUUCCAUCGCUGGGGAGGCAGACAUGCCUCCAAACCAGAGAGACCUGGUGGGAGGAGAGAACCGAAGUGAAGGACGUGAAGACCUCUGGGUCUGGGUCUCGGUCUCCAGAGAAGGGAAGAAGCUUAAGAAGCAUAACAGCUUGGUCCUCGAACGUCUCGUAAGUCAUAUUUUACCAAGGGUAAAGCUUCUGUGUUUUCAGAAGUUCUGAAUUCAGAAAAAGAAUGUGUAUGAAAAGAAGUCACUGCCUGGGAAAAGGUUCCCUAGGUUUUUUGCCUGAGGCUUCUGGAAAAAAAAAAAAAAUGUGAAGCGUGAGUGAUGUAGAUGUUCCCCUUGGAAUAAUGUGAAUCUUUCUGUAACGUAUAGAGUGUUGUCACCUGGGGCUUUUCUCUGAAGUGCAAGUAUUCCAGGUGAUAAUUUAAGCUGCUUGAUCCCACUUAUUUGUACAAAAUUGAUUUUUAUUUAAUGUUAAUGUUUUCUUGAUUAGUCUUAUAUAACCUCAGAAUUAAAAAGGCUUCAAGGGAAAUUAAAGGAUUUAAUUGGAGGAGUUAAUGUGUACACUUGAAUUGAUAGACGCGUCUGUCAUCAUCAUUGAUCUCUUAAAGUUAUUUGUGUGGCAGUCUUACUGUGCUGAUAUUUUAAAUAAACUCGGUAUUUUAAAGUA